Molecule: messenger RNA, 2775 nt
Organism: Epinephelus fuscoguttatus (brown-marbled grouper)
Lineage: Eukaryota; Metazoa; Chordata; Actinopteri; Perciformes; Serranidae
Gene: vwa11
Product: von Willebrand factor A domain containing 11
Exons: 17
Coding region: 1-2775 (924 amino acids)
Source: RefSeq, a predicted model, not a curated record
AUGACUUCAGUGCUGAGCAUAGCUCUGCUGACUUUAGUCCUAUUAGGGCCCACAGUGGCCUUUGUCCCCAUUGGAGGUGGGGCAUCCACUCAUGUCAGCAUUACAGGGACGGCUCUAUUGCAGAAGGUGACAGAGACAUGUCGGGCAGUGGCUGAGGCAGCUGGUCAUGAGUUCAAACCCACGGGUUCAUCUCCUGAAGAGCUGGUCCAGGCCUGUCUAGGUCCCACAGCAACAGGAGAAGUGUCUGGUGCCAAGUUUCACUCUGCUCUUCAACAAAUCUAUACCCAGAAUGGACUGGUAGACCGCGACUUUGUCAACAGUGCUCAACACCACUUCAACUCAGAGGCCUUUCUGGGGGGACGUGGCCUAAUCAUGGAGGGUAUGGCUGCAAUUAAGGCUAACAUUCGAAAGGAGAACUUCCAGGCUGCCAGGGAAACACUAGGCAGAGUCCUUCACACACUACAGGACUUCUACAGCCACAGUAACUGGGUGGAGCUGGGAUACACAGAGCCAUACAUCAACCUCAUACGCCCAGACCUUCCUCUGGAAAACCUGGCAGAUGUCGAUACCGCCACCUGCAGUGACUGUGCCAGUGGAACAUGCCCCAAUUCCAUCCUCCCCAACAUCUUGAAGGAAAAGAAACUCACAUCAGGCUACAUGGGAAUCUUCUCUGCUGCCAAGCCCAAAGGUAAAUGUAGCCAUGGAGGUGCAGGUGACCUGACCAGUGCAGUUAAUCCUCGCGGUGGCAUCAGCAAAGAUGAGCGCCGCUCCGACAACAUGGCCCUUCACAACGCCGCUGUGAAUGCAGCCACGGCCGCCAGCCUCCAACUGCUGCAAGACAUCCGGUUAGCUGCUGGGGACAAUGACUUUCUCAGAAUGAUGGGGAUUGCCCGCUCAUCCGUCGUGUGCUUUGUUAUUGACACCACUGGCAGUAUGUCAGAUGACAUCGAUGAAGCCAGGGCGGUUGUUUACAAAAUCAUUGACAGCAAAAAAGGAACACAGGAUGAGCCAUCCGAGUACAUUCUGGUGCCUUUCAAUGACCCGAAGUUUGGACCGAUGAUCAGGACAACUGACCCUGAUAAGAUGAAAAGAGAAAUCUCCAAGCUCACUGCAACAGGAGGGGGUGAUAUUCCUGAGAUGUGCCUGUCAGGACUUCAGUUGGCUCUCACUGGUGCCCCUGCCUCCUCCCACAUCUAUGUUUUCACUGAUGCUACAGCCAAAGACAUUGCCCUCAAGGACACUAUUGUCGCUCUCAUCAGGAGCACCAAAUCAACGGUAUCAUUCUUCAUGACCGGGGCCAGUAGGAGGCGCCGUCGUUCCCUCAGAGCCGGCUCUUUUGAAGACUACAAGAGUUUGGCUUUGGCCUCUGGAGGUCAGGCCAUCCAGGUGUCUAAGAAGCAGUUACCUCAGGCCACAGACGUCAUUCUUGACACCUCCACUUCAGCUCUGGUGACAGUUGUUCAGCGAGCAAGAAACCCUGGGAAGCAGGAGACCUUCCCCUUUAUGUUGGAUGAAUCUCUGAAAAAUAUCACCAUCUACAUCACAGGGACAUCCAUUGCUUUCACACUGACAAGCCCUGCAGGUGUGAGCCAGAGCCACAGUGAGGCCAGCGGUAAACUGGGGACCAUACAGAUAGUAGGAAACCUGAGGAGAAUUCGUCUCCACGCUGACAACCAGGCAGGCACCUGGAAGAUCAACAUCAACUCCAACCAACCAUACACACUUAAAGUCACAGGUCAGAGUACUAUUACAUUCAUCUAUGACUUUGUGGAAAGCUUCAAGGGACCUCACCCAGGUUACGCAGUACUCAGUGGGCGUCCACAAGCAGGCCACCCAGCCACCCUGAUGCUCUCAUUAAUGGGUAGGAAAGGUCCAUCCUCCAUCACCAUAGGACAUGUUGCCCUGGUAACUGUGUCUGGUCCUGAGACUGUUAGAAAUGGCACAACAACUGACCUCGGCAACGGAGACAUGCUGGUGACUGUUGAUGCAGUCCCUGAGGGGGAGUUUGUGGUCAUCCUGAAAGGGACUGACAAAGUGUCAGACAGUGAAUUUCAGAGGCAGUCUACCACCCAGAUGUCCGUCUCCAAAGUGAAUAUCCAGGCUGUGGUAAGCAGCAGUGUGGAGCCAGGAAAAACCUUCAAGCUCCCCUUCAGUGUCAUGACCCAGGGCUCUGGUGGUCAAUACUCCAUCAGCGCCAGAAAUGAUAGAAACUUCCCCAUGUCCUACCCAGACAAGCUCUCCUUGACAACUGGACAAUAUACUAAUGCUACUAUGACCAUUACACCACCUGCCAAGACACCAUCGGGCACUGAUGUCACACUGACUGUUGAAGCCAAGUCGUCCAGUGGUGUUGACUCCAAUUAUGUCGUUUUGAGAUUCUCUGUUGUUACCAAGAUUACUGAUUUUGUUCAGCCUUUGUGUGAAGUGUUAAGCGUGCUGUCUGAUGAUUGCCCUAAAGACUUGUCUCAGUGUGGACCUUUCCAGUGGGAGCUCAUGGCCAACCUUACAGAUGGAAACGGCACCGGGAUAGAGCGCGUUUCCCUUCGACAGGGCAGUGGAAACCUCACAACCACCUCCUUGAGUGCUCCUAUCAUUCAGGCCAACUAUACUGCCUCCUGCUGCUCCCAGAUUGUUGAGUUUGUAGCUGUAGAUAAAGUUGGAAAUGUGGGCAGGUGCCAUCAUUCUAUUGUACCUUCUUCUGGCCCUCCUGCCUUAACCCUGUCACUGCCACUGUGGUUGUGCCUGCUGGUAUCUGCCUUAGUAACAAGGUUCUAA